Pelagomonas calceolata is the source of this 676-nucleotide messenger RNA. The record is from the annotation of a GenBank genome assembly. NCBI's taxonomy places the organism in Eukaryota, Pelagophyceae, Pelagomonadales, Pelagomonadaceae.
AUGCGAGCAUUGAUGUGGGCGCUCAGCCCCGUUAUUGCAUCCGUAUCGGCGCUACAGCAGCAGCUCCCUGUGCAGCCGCAGCCAUCGACGCCAUCGACGACGAGCGAAGCGCCACCGGUUGAAAUAUACGUAUGCACGGGCCGCGACUGCCUCGAAGACGGAUCACGCGAGACGCUGCGCCGAUUCAAAGCUCUGAAGGACGAGCAUGGUUUAGACGUAAAGCUGCGCGCACGGCCGUGCAUGGGACCUUGCGGCCGGGGGCCCAACAUAGACGCCAGACGUGCGGGCGUGGCCGUGAAGAGUCCUGGCACGGGGGUCACGCUGUGGACAGACGUUGCGGAUGACAGGGGAUGCGCCACGAUCCUGGCGGCCGCCGGAGAACAGCUGGUGCCUGAAGACUACGAAGCGGCGCCGCCACGGACCUUCGCGGAAUCGGCGUCGAAGUUCUACCGCGGCUACUGGAAACAGAUCAACAACGUCUUGUUCGCAUGCACAAUCGUCGCUGUCGACUGGCUCUACCAGGAGCGACCAGACAUUGCUGAUGAAUAUUCGCUCCGCAUCGCCGCGGGACUCGUGCUGUGGCAGCUGUGCAUCCGGGCCGCGCAGGGGAGGAUGUACGUCCGCGCGUCCGAGCAACCGACUGCGAAGCGGAGGGGUGAGAACUAACAACAACAAC